Messenger RNA from Sander lucioperca (pikeperch), 468 nucleotides. Its product is annotated as transcription factor HES-7.1-A-like. Bases 8 to 463 code for a protein of 151 amino acids. Gene Ontology annotation, biological process: regulation of neurogenesis; anterior/posterior pattern specification; regulation of transcription by RNA polymerase II. The record is from RefSeq and is a predicted model, not a curated record. The transcript has 2 exons. Gene Ontology annotation, molecular function: protein dimerization activity; DNA-binding transcription factor activity, RNA polymerase II-specific; RNA polymerase II cis-regulatory region sequence-specific DNA binding. NCBI's taxonomy places the organism in Eukaryota, Metazoa, Chordata, Actinopteri, Perciformes, Percidae. Gene Ontology annotation, cellular component: nucleus.
AGGAGGGAUGAAGCCAGCAGAGAUCAGAUUCUCUCUACAGAGACCUCUACAGCACAGAGAUCCAGACAUGGCACCUACAAUAACUCCAGCAAUGAUCAAUUCUCAGGAGCAUCUGACGCUGACCCACAAGCUCAGAAAGCCUCUGGUGGAGAAGUUACGCAGAGAGCGAAUCAACAGCAGCAUUGAGCAGCUCAAGUCUCUCCUGAGUCCAGAGUUCCUCAAACAGCAGCCAGACUCCAAGCUGGAGAAAGCACACAUCCUGGAGAUGACAGUUUGUGUCCUGAGACGGCUGCAGCAGCAGAAUCAACAGCAGAGAAGACUGCUGAACCACAUCAACAAGCUGCAGUCUUCCUCUAAUAACAACCUGAGAGAGGCUGACUUCUCUCUUCUGAGCUCCACAGUCCAGACCAGCAUCACCAAAGAGAAGAGUCCAGUCAACAGCGCCGUCUGGAGGCCGUGGUAGACACC